UUUUUUUUUGAUAUCUUUUUAACAAGAUUGUGAGAUCGCAGACGCUGUGGCCGUUCUAUGCGUUUAAUUAAUUGCUAACCUAUAUUUACUGGUUAAAAUUAAUAAAUUGAUUCGGCUAUAAAAUGGAAAUAAUUAAUUCAAAUUCCGCAACUUUAUCUAAUUAUGAAGUGUUUGUCCAUGUGCAAAAAAUUAAGGCCGCCAAACGAAAACACCAGGGACAACUUGCAACAAUAACAUAUGAAACCUUAAGAUAUUUGGAGGAUACACCAUGUAAACAUCAAAAUGCAAAAAAUGUAUUGGACUGCCUUAAAGCAUUAGAUCCUUUUAAUUUGAAUAAGUCAGAGAAGUUAAUGCUUAUAAACACACCUCCAACCACACCAUUGGAAAUUCAAUUGAUGAUAGAGGAAAGUGAAGAAAGGUUAACAGAAGAGCAAGUUUCAAAAAUUUUAGAAAUAAUUACGGAACACUUUCCCUUUGUAGCAAAACAAAUAAAGGUAGAAGAAGAGCAACUGGAAUAAACAAAUUUUAAUUGCUACAAAUAAAAGAACAGUUAUUAUAAUUUACAAUAAUAAUAAAUUAUUUAUCUUU
This is a messenger RNA of Cylas formicarius (sweet potato weevil), 588 nucleotides long. It is a transcript of the gene Polr3I, whose product is annotated as DNA-directed RNA polymerase III subunit RPC9. Lineage: Eukaryota; Metazoa; Arthropoda; Insecta; Coleoptera; Brentidae. The record is from RefSeq and is a predicted model, not a curated record. The coding region runs from base 123 to 518 and encodes 131 amino acids. Gene Ontology annotation, cellular component: RNA polymerase III complex. The transcript has 4 exons. Gene Ontology annotation, molecular function: nucleotide binding. Gene Ontology annotation, biological process: transcription initiation at RNA polymerase III promoter.